AUGCACUCGUCGAGCUGUGCUCGUGCCUCCAUCAAGGCGGGCGCUACUACCAAGCCUUCAGAUGGCACUGCAACUUCUAAAGAAACUUCCCAAGGCCGAAAGAGCCCCGGAUCCCCACUGACUACCGAGAGCGCCGUUAGCACAGUGCCAACGAUGGUCCGGGGAGACUGGGUCCUCUUCCACCCUGUAUACUCACCAGCAGAGCUCAAAGCUGUCGAGGUCCUGCACCAAGAACCCAAGACCGUGGCGGAUAAAGCAGCCAAAGCCCUCGUAAUUAUUUCUCGAAAGCUUUUCGAUGUCUUCUCGCUGUACAAGGCCAAGCCGCUCCCUCCGAAUUACAAGGAACUUUCUGUGCAAUACUUGAGGGAUAAUGGGUACAUUUUGGAUGAGAAGGGGUGGCUUCGGCGUAUCUUGUUUUUGGAGACCAUUGCCGGCGUACCGGGUAUGGUGGCUGCUACCAUUCGACAUCUUCAAAGCCUGCGACUCAUGCGUCGUGAUAAUGGAUGGUAUGGGCUUAAUCAGCGUUUACGAGGGAUGGUCGGAGUACUAAAUGCUUGCUUUCAUAGGAUCCAUACGUGCCUCGAAGAGGCAGAGAAUGAACGGAUGCAUCUAAUGACUUUCAUGACACUUCGCCGACCCUCUCUACCCUUCCGAGCAAUCAUCUUAGCUGCACAGGGCGUCUUCUAUAACCUUUUCUUCCUAUCGUACAUCAUCUCUCCCAAGACCUGCCACCGCUUCGUCGGCUACCUCGAAGAAGAGGCAGUCUACACCUACACCAAAUGCAUAAACGAACUCGAAGCCGGCCUCAUACCCGAAUGGACCUCCAAGCCCGCCCCCGAAAUCUCAAUCGACUACUGGCGCCUAUCUCCUGACGCCAAAAUGCUCGACCUCCUCUACGCUGUGCGGUCAGACGAGACGACACAUCGGUUCGUCAACCAUAGCCUUGCGAAUCUCAAUCCGGAGACAGAUGUCAAUCCUUUUGCGCUGCGCGAACCGGAUAUGCAUACGAAGGGGAAGAAGAUAUCGUUCGAAAGGGAUGAAGCAGAGGCAUAUGUCAAGAACUCGCAUGACUUGAUUGAGAAGAAAUAG
Molecule: messenger RNA, 1089 nt
Organism: Coprinopsis cinerea okayama7#130
Lineage: Eukaryota; Fungi; Basidiomycota; Agaricomycetes; Agaricales; Psathyrellaceae
Product: alternative oxidase
Exons: 9
Coding region: 1-1089 (362 amino acids)
Biological process (GO): alternative respiration
Cellular component (GO): mitochondrion
Molecular function (GO): alternative oxidase activity
Source: RefSeq, a predicted model, not a curated record